AUGUCCGAGAGAGAUUCCCCAGUCGGCGAGCACGCCAACGAACCUGUCAAUGAUGGCCAGGAACAGGAAUACGAAGAUGCCGUAGCCGCUGCCGACUCUGACCGCGAUUCGGAUGCGCUGUCCGAAGUUGACGAAGAUCAGUUUGAGGACUACGACCCUGAAACUGCCAACAUCGAAAAUCGUCCCGUGGAUAUCGACGAAGAUGUGGCUCGCACACUGAAGGCAACCAAGCGGAAGCGUGCUGAAGGAGAGGCUCCAAAGAAGCCUCGUGAGGGCCGUCGAGACAAGAAGCGUCGAGAUCGAGAUGAAGAUGUUGAAAUGGAUGAUGCAGAUGAUGGAAGCAAAAAGUCCCGAAGGUCAAGGCGUGCGGGUGGCGAUGGAGAACGCCGCCCCAAGUCCAAAGCUACCACACCGGAACCGGAGAAUGAAGAGCAUCUUUCACCAGAAGAGCGACGGAAGAGGGCUAUCGACAGAGCUCUUGAUGCAGCGAUCAAGAAGCCAAGCGGCCAGAAGCGCAAGAAGAGGGAUGAGAUUGAUCUUGAGACCGAGAUCGACGACUUGCUAGCGGAUUUGAAGGUCCGCAUGGAGGGUGCAUGCCAGUCCGAUAAUCAGGCUCGUGAGGCUGGCCAACCAGCCCUUCACAAGUUGAAGCUUCUUCCUGAAGUCACCGCUAUCAUGAACCGCAACAACGUCCAGCAUGAGGUCCUUGAUCCGGACACCAACUUCCUGCAACAUGUCAAAUUCUUCUUGGAGCCGCUGAACGAUGGGUCUUUACCGGCGUACAACAUCCAGCGAGACAUUUUUAACGCUCUUGCUAAGAUGAACAUUGAGAAGGAAGCACUCCUAAGCAGUGGUAUUGGAAAGGUCGUCGUCUUCUACACUCGAAGUAAGAAGCCCGAGCCUUCGAUCAAGCGAAUUGCCCAGCGUCUGCUGGGCGAAUGGAGUCGACCUAUCCUCAACCGAACCGAUGAUUACAAGAAGCGACAGAUUGAGACUCGGGAUUAUGAUUACGAUGCGGCUAAAAUGGCACAACGCCAGAAAACCAACUCGCAAUUCAGUCUAUCGCAACGCCCUGCGGCCAAUACUAAGGAAGCCGAGCGUGAGCGCCUCCUGGCUCCUUCACGCGGCAACAACUCAGCCCGUAUGGUCAACCUGCCCUCGAGCUACACUGUUGCUCCUCAGAGCACAUUCAUGGGAAGCCAAGGCUCCAACCAUCGUCCCCUUGGUGCUGGUGGCAUGGAGGCAUUCCGCAAGAUGACACAAAAGAGCAAGAAGCGAGCCAACUAA
This is a messenger RNA of Fusarium coffeatum, 1287 nucleotides long. RefSeq lists its product as uncharacterized. Gene Ontology annotation, biological process: poly(A)+ mRNA export from nucleus. Lineage: Eukaryota; Fungi; Ascomycota; Sordariomycetes; Hypocreales; Nectriaceae. Bases 1 to 1287 code for a protein of 428 amino acids. Gene Ontology annotation, cellular component: nucleus. The record is from RefSeq and is a predicted model, not a curated record. The transcript has 3 exons.